CCCCGGGCCGCGCCCGUCGCCAGGUCCCCGCGCCCGCCACGGCCACGGCGGGAGGCAGCCGCGCGCAGCGAGCCGGUGGCGCAGGCGUCUGGGGGUCCCCGAGCACCGAGCCCGGGAGCAUGAUCGUGGACAAGCUGCUGGACGACGGCCGCGGCGGAGAGGGGCUGCUGGGCGCGGCCGGCGACUGCGGCCUCAUGACCAGCCCGCUGAACCUGGCCUACUUCUACGGCGCCUCGCCGCCGGCCCCCUCGCUGGCCGCCUGCGACGCCGGCGGCUCGUCGUCGGGUCCGUCGGCGCCCGGCUCGCCCGGCUCCGACUCCUCCGACUUCUCCGCCUCGUCCGUGUCCUCCUGCGGGGCCGUGGAGUCCCGGCCGAGAGGCGGCGCCCGCGCCGAGCGCCUGCAAGUUGAGACCCAUAUGGGGGUUAGCAGGCAGCAGAAAGGACCCUUUCAAGGUGUUCGUGUGAAAAACUCAGUGAAGGAACUCCUGUUGCACAUCCGAAGUCAUAAACAAAAGGCUUCUGGUCAAGCUGUGGAUGAUUCUAAGAUACAAGGUGUGAACAUAGAGCGGUUCACAGAUUUGAAGAACGCAGUAUCAUAUAGUGGGAAAAGGAAAGGGCCCAAUUCAUUCUCUGAUGGAUCAGCUUGCAAGAGGCCGGCUCUGUUGCAGUUUUUGACACCCCCUCAAACACCGACACCCGGGGAGAACAUGGAAGAUGUUCAUCACAGUGAACCCAAACAGGACAGCAGUGCUGAUCUGCUUCAGAACAUUAUAAACAUUAAGAAUGAAUCCAGCCCAGUUUCCCUGAACACGGUCCAAGUUAGCUGGAUGAGCCCUGUAGUGGUCUCUCAGAGCUCCCCCCGAGAGCAGUGUCAGGACUUCCAUGGAGGGCAGGUCUUCUCUCCACCUCAGAAAUAUCAACCGUGCCAAGUCAGCGGCUCCCUGCAAGUGAUGGACCAGGCUUCUAUGUACCAGUAUUCUCCACAGAACCAGAACGUAGAGCAGCAGCACUACUCCCACAACCCCACUCUGGAAUACAGUCCUUAUUCCAGAACUUCUCAGUCCCCUAACUAUGAACCAACCUUCUUUGAUAUUCAAGAACCACCAUUCUGCCCAAACCAAAGUUUUGUUUCCCUUCUAAGUAAUCAUGGGGAAUCUGAGAAUAUUGCUAAUCCUAUUCAGACUUCCUCCAGCGUUCAGCAGCAGAGUGACGCUCACCUGCACAGCUUCAGCAUGAUGGCCACCGGUGCCUGUGAGGCCGUGGGGGGCCAUGAUGUAGCCUCCACCUCUUUAAACACUUCACUGCCCUUCCAGAAUGUCAUCGGAAAUACAAUGAACACCGCACAGUUAGGGAAAUCAUUUUUUCAGUGGCAAGUAGAACAGGAAGAAAGCAAAUUGGCAAAUAUUUCCCAAGACCAGUUUCUUUCAAAGGAUGCAGACGGCGACACGUUCCUUCAUAUUGCUGUUGCCCAAGGUAGAAGGGCACUUUCCUAUGUUCUCGCAAGAAAGAUGAAUGCGCUUCACAUGCUGGAUAUUAAAGAGCACAAUGGACAGAGUGCCUUCCAGGUAGCAGUGGCGGCCAAUCAACAUCUCAUCGUGCAGGACCUGGUGAACCUUGGGGCCCAGGUGAAUACCACAGACUGCUGGGGAAGAACACCUCUGCACGUCUGCGCUGAGAAGGGCCACUCCCAGGUGCUUCAGGCAAUUCAGAAGGGAGCAAUGAGGAGCAAUCAGUUUGUGGAUCUUGAGGCAACUAACUAUGAUGGCCUGACGCCCCUUCAUUGUGCAGUCAUGGCCCAUAACGCUGUGGUGCAUGAACUCCAGAGAAAUCAACAGCCUCAUUCACCUGAAGUUCAGGAACUUUUACUGAAGAAUAAGAGUCUGGUUGAUACCAUUAAGUGUCUGAUUCAAAUGGGAGCAACAGUGGAAGCAAAGGAUCGUAAAAGUGGCCGCACAGCCCUGCAUUUGGCAGCUGAAGAAGCAAAUCUGGAACUCAUUCGCCUCUUUUUGGAGCUGCCCAGUUGCCUGUCUUUUGUGAAUGCAAAGGCUUACAAUGGGAACACCGCCCUCCACGUUGCUGCCAGCCUGCAGUAUCGGGUGACACAGUUGGAUGCCGUCCGCCUGUUGAUGAGGAAGGGAGCAGACCCAAGUACCCGGAACUUGGAGAAUGAACAGCCAGUGCAUUUGGUUCCUGAUGGCCCUGUGGGAGAACAGAUCCGAAGAAUCCUGAAGGGAAAGUCCAUUCAGCAGAGAGCGCCACCGUAUUAGCUCCACUGACCUGGAGCCUGGCCAGCAACACUCACUGUCAGUUAGGCAGUCCUGAUGUAUCUGUACAUAGACCAUUUGCCCUGUAUUGGCAAAUGUAAGUUGUUUCUAUGAAACAAACAUAUUUAGUUCACUAUUAUAUAGUGGGUUAUGUUAACAGAAAAGAAGAAAAAUAUCUAAUUUCUCUUGGCAGAUUUGCAUGUUUCAUACCCAGGUAUCUGGGAUCUAGACAUCUGAAUUUGACCUAAAUGGUAAAAUUGCCUUCAGUUAACAGUAGCUUUUGGGUUGGAAAAGACUUUGAUUUGUGGCGUCAGGCAUUGCUCAUAUAGCUAUUGCCAGUUUCAAAGUAGGUGAAUUGUAAACAGUUCUUUAAGAAAAAUGAAAGCAUUUGAAAGGAAAAAAGUGUUCAGGCUUAAUUUGGCCUGAUGUGAUACCUGGUAGUUAUUGGUUUUGGAAAAUUUCUAGUCAUUGGACUAGAUGAUAGGUGUCCGUGGUUAAAAUUUGAUCUUUGCAAACUGUAUAUAAGUGUUAUUUUUUGUCUUUAAAAAUAUUGUACAUAUUUGGUCAUUAACAUGGCCGUAUGUGAAAUGUGUAAGUCAAUAAAAUAGAAAAGAACAAGUGAAUCGUUACUCUUUAUAAAAAUUUCACACAUUCUGAGGAACUGUUAUUGUGUAAUCGCCCAACUAAAGUCUUUGUAGAUAAAGCAGAUGGGGAGUUUCCCUUAGUGGCUGAAAGAGCUACGUUUGAAUUGUAAAUAUGCUUUUUCUCACGCAUUGAAAUGAGACACAUUAUUUGUAGAGAACUGCGUGCUCUUGAAGAGAAUACCUUUUUAUGGUUUACCUUCUAGAAUUUAUAAUUUACAUGUUGUGUUGAAAUUUUUGUUUUUUACCUUUAUAGAAACAACAAAGUCAAUAUUAAAACAUGUCUUCCUGUUUUAUAAUGUCUAAAUAAUGAUAAUGUGCCAUGACAUUUUAUAUUGCCAUUCAGAAAAAAAUGGUUUAUUUUUUAGUAACAUUAAUUCUAUUAACAUUAUUUUGCUUACCUCUGACAUGCCCGAGGAACAUACUUGGCUUUGAUUACACAUUAAUUUUUUGUAUUAAAUUUGACUCAUUAAAAACCCUUUUUUU
Propithecus coquereli (Coquerel's sifaka) is the source of this 3391-nucleotide messenger RNA. RefSeq names its product nuclear factor of kappa light polypeptide gene enhancer in B-cells inhibitor, zeta (gene NFKBIZ). The coding region runs from base 120 to 2267 and encodes 715 amino acids. The transcript is spliced from 12 exons. The record is from RefSeq and is a predicted model, not a curated record. Gene Ontology annotation, cellular component: nucleus. Gene Ontology annotation, biological process: regulation of gene expression. Gene Ontology annotation, molecular function: DNA binding; POU domain binding. NCBI's taxonomy places the organism in Eukaryota, Metazoa, Chordata, Mammalia, Primates, Indriidae.